Molecule: messenger RNA, 1129 nt
Organism: Fusarium oxysporum Fo47
Lineage: Eukaryota; Fungi; Ascomycota; Sordariomycetes; Hypocreales; Nectriaceae
Exons: 6
Coding region: 161-1129 (322 amino acids)
Source: RefSeq, a predicted model, not a curated record
GAUAAAAUGUCUGCCCGGGACCAGAAAUUGACUAAUGAAGAGAUUCCCCUGUCAUGGCGAAGGUUUACCUAUAAAGAUGAGAAACUUUUCACUUUACAAAAAUAGAUGAGGAUCACAGAGUUCACAAAUAUCACUCAAUCAUCCUUAGAAGUCAAUCAGCAUGGUCAGAAUCGCUAUCGCAGGAGCUUCAAGCGAGCUCGCUAGAGAAAUCGUCGACAGGCUUGUCGCUACUGGGAAGCACGAAAUUAUUGCACUCGUCCGCAAGGAACCAUCUGCAUUUCCUGAGCUCCCAGGUGUCACCUGGAUUCAAACUGAUUACAAAAACAAGGCGGAACUCGUUGGGUUGUUUCGCGGCGUUGAAACCGUUCUUUCUUUCCUUGCCGUUCACUUGGAUCCCGGUAAUGAGACCCAAAAGCGACUUAUUGACGCAGCUGUUGAAGCUGGCGUGAAGAGGUUCGCCCCAUCUGAGUGGGCAACAGGAGCCAAACUGGCAGACUCGCUCGAUGUUAUGUCAUGGUACAGCGGAAAGAUUGAGAUCAGAGAGUAUCUCAAGAGCCUGAACUUUGAUAGAAAGGUUAUCGAGUAUUCACUCUUCCAGCCCGGUGGCUUUAUGGAUUACCUUUGCCACCCGUACAAGACUGCAAAGUACAUCACCACUACCGUCGUCAAUAUCGAUUUCGUCAAAAGACAUGCGAUAGUUGUCGAAGGUACACUUGACGACGAGAUCACCUAUACAAGUGUCGAAGACAUUGCCAACAUCGUCACUCGGGCUAUCGACUUUGAGGGCGAGUGGCCGGUGGUAGGAGGUAUCAGCGGUGAUCGAAUCUCUAUUCGUCAGCUUCUAAAAGUUGGAGAAGAACUGCGAGGAGAACCCUUCGCUAUCGAGUGGCUCAAGAUGGAAGACCUCGCCGCUGGAGAACUCAAGACAGAUAAUUAUCCCAGACUUCCACUGCCAUCUGUUCCUCAGGACCAGGUGGAAGCUUUCUCAAAGAUGGUGGUUAUCGGUACACUGACUGCUUUCCACCGUGGAGCUUGGACUGUCUCGGAUGAGUGGAAUCGGAAGUUCCCUGAUUAUAAGUUUACGAAAGUCGAUGAGCUGUUGAGGUCCGCAUGGGAUGGCAAGAACUAA